ACGUCAUCGACCCGCGUCCUGAUAUCUACGUCAAUUUUCGGUUUAUAAUCAGCUGUUUUUCAGGACCAACGACCACACCGAGAGCGUUUUCAAGAUGAGCAGUGAAAAAUACCCCAGGUCUUCGAUUGAAGAUGACUUCAACUAUGGCACAAAUGUUGCUACAGCCAGUGUCCAGAUACGAAUGGAUUUCCUCCGGAAGGUGUACACCCUCCUGAGUUUGCAGAUCCUUCUAACGACGGGAACGUCAGCCCUUUUUAUGUUCUGUCAGCCCAUCAAGGACUUUGUCCAUGCCAGCCCUGCUAUUGUUUUGGGUUCCGCUCUGGGCUCUCUGGUCCUGCUUCUGGCCUUGGCCGUGUACAGACACAAGCAUCCCGUCAACCUCUACCUGCUGCUUGUAUUCACUUUGCUUGAGGCGAUCUCAGUGGCCACUGCUUUGACCUUCUACGAAUAUUCCACCGUGCUCCAAGCCUUGUUCCUGACCUGUGCCGUGUUUGCCGGACUGACCGCCUACACCUUCCAGUCCAAGAGAGAUUUCACCAAACUGGGAGCAGCCCUUUUUUCCGCCUUGUGGAUCCUCUUGAUUGCAGGCGUUAUGAGAGUGUUUUUCAACAGUGACAGCACAGAGCUGCUGUUCGCCGGGGCGGGGGCGCUCGUCUUCUGCGGUUUCAUCAUCUAUGACACCCACCUGCUGAUGAAGCAGCUCUCCCCCGAGGAACACAUUUUGGCCUCAAUCAAUCUCUACCUGGACAUCAUCAACCUCUUCCUUCAUAUUUUGCGUAUCCUGGACUCGAUGAAAAAGCACUAAAAAGGCCAAUGUCUGUUUUAAAGUCUUGAAUUGGAUUAAUUCCCAUAACAGAUUGUGUUUGGAUAUAACCUAUUAUAAAUUGAAAAUCUAUUGUCAACAGAUUUAAAUACUGUUAUUUGAUGGAAUGUCUUUAUGUGUGCCUGUUUUGAAUUGUAUUUAAUUGCUCAAAUGUAUUUGAAAAGAAAUCGGUAUUUGUGCAAUAUUUAACAUGUGAUGCUUGUGCAGGUUUGAUCAGAUUACAUUGUUUACUUGAGCUUUCAACAAUGUUUUCUUAAGUCUGAAUAUGGGAUACAUUAUGUGGGUUUAAUGACAGUUUUUGUGUUCGGGCAUUGUAACCUAAUUUCUCACAGUGUGGGGCAAAUAAAAGAUUAUCAUAAAUUUCAAACCAAACAA
Molecule: messenger RNA, 1198 nt
Organism: Hippocampus zosterae (dwarf seahorse)
Lineage: Eukaryota; Metazoa; Chordata; Actinopteri; Syngnathiformes; Syngnathidae
Gene: tmbim4
Product: transmembrane BAX inhibitor motif containing 4
Exons: 7
Coding region: 95-805 (236 amino acids)
Biological process (GO): negative regulation of apoptotic process
Cellular component (GO): membrane
Source: RefSeq, a predicted model, not a curated record